This is a messenger RNA of Elephantulus edwardii (Cape elephant shrew), 288 nucleotides long. It is a transcript of the gene MRPL34, whose product is annotated as mitochondrial ribosomal protein L34. The coding region runs from base 1 to 288 and encodes 95 amino acids. The record is from RefSeq and is a predicted model, not a curated record. Gene Ontology annotation, cellular component: ribosome; mitochondrial large ribosomal subunit. Lineage: Eukaryota; Metazoa; Chordata; Mammalia; Macroscelidea; Macroscelididae. Gene Ontology annotation, molecular function: structural constituent of ribosome. The transcript has 2 exons. Gene Ontology annotation, biological process: translation.
AUGGCUUCUUUGGCUUUGUCUUUGGCACGCGUGUGGGGUCCUGCCAGUCGGUCGACGGCUCUGCUAAAGGCCAGGUGGCUCCAGCCCCGAGCCUGGCUGGGGCUCCCGGACACCUGGGGUCUACCCACCCUGCAGCCAGUCCGGGGCAGGACGCGCGGUAAUGAGUAUCAGCCGAGUAACAUCAAACGCAAACGUAAGCAUGGCUGGAUCAAGCGCCUGAGCACGCCGGCCGGCGUGCAGGUCAUUCUUCGGCGCAUGCUCAAGGGGCGCAAGUCGCUGAGCCAUUGA